Messenger RNA from Hibiscus syriacus, 2043 nucleotides. RefSeq lists its product as uncharacterized. Bases 1 to 2043 code for a protein of 680 amino acids. Lineage: Eukaryota; Viridiplantae; Streptophyta; Magnoliopsida; Malvales; Malvaceae. The transcript has 7 exons. The record is from RefSeq and is a predicted model, not a curated record.
AUGGAGGUCGGAAAGAAACAUUUGAGGGGAGGACUUCUUCAUUUGUUUGAUUGGAAUGGCAAAUCUCGAAAGAAAUUGUUCCCAAACAAUGCUGAAACCUCACGAGAAUCAGAGAGAGGAAAACCAGUGGAGAAUCGACUGAAAUCGCAGCCUUAUACGAUGGAUGGGGAUGCCUACAAUGGCGCUUCAGGUACUACAUGCUGUCCUGAUUUUAGUUCUGCUUCUUCGGUGACUAGUGAUGAAGGAUGUGGAUCUAGAGCACCUGGACUUGUUGCUAGGCUCAUGGGGUUGCACUCGUUGCCUACACCGAACGUCUCGGAGCUAUCUUCUACUACAUAUUCGGCGUCUCGGAGCUGUCAACCUAUGGGCCACACUGGCACCUCAAACAAGCUUGAUAGGUCAUCUUCAAGUCCGAUUGAACCGAGGUUUUGUAAGAGUCCGGGGUUCAUCCCAACCAAGAACGCAGCUUAUAUUUUGGAGGCAGCUGCAAAGAUUAUCGAGGUUGGUCCUCGGAAAACAUCCGAUUGUAAACUGCUGCCGUUCGGGUCUUCUUCAGUUCCUUUGAAAAUCCGGGAUUUGAAAGGGAAAAUUGAAGCUGCACAUAAGGUAUCCAGACCUCAAAGACCUGACCAGCCUAGUCAGAGCGUAGCAAAGUCUUCGAAAGAACAACAUAAGGGCAAGAGUCACAUUAAAUCGGAUUCAGAAAAAGGUAGUUCUAACAGUUUGAGGAAUAAGGGGAAACCAGUCUCACUUGCAGAACAAUCAAGGGUUAAUGUUAGGAGGAAAGAGGAGUCGUUUUCAAGUGAUAACGAGAGUCCUGCAAAUCCAAAACAUUCUUCUAGGGGAUCAGCAGAUGCACGAAAUAAUGUGGAGAACGGAACUGCGAAUACGACUAACAAUGUCCUGAGGCAGAAUAAUCAGAAGCAGAACUGCUUAUCUAAUAGAGACAAAUGGACAUCAAAGACUUCGACUCUGGACCAGCAAGGUAGAAAGGCUAGGUCCGUAAAUGGUAGGGUCAGGUUGAGUAGGACUAUAAGCAAGGUGACAGUCAACUCCGAAUCUCAAUCCAGGAACAUGAGAUCCUCCGCAUCUGGUCCUUCAAAGGAACUUCUCAUGUCUAGACAAAAGAAUUCGUCUAGAAAGAAACAGCUUGUAAAUGAGGAUCUUCUGUCCGGAAAACCAGUUUCCAAAAUUUCAUCGAUGAAUGGCGGUGAAAGAAACCAGCUGCAACUUGGUAGUGAUCCUUCUGGUGAUAAUGAUCCACUGGUCUCGAAAAGCUCAGGAUUUUCUGUUUCGGACUCUAUAAUCGGCGGUGAUGAUCUGAGUGUUAUUGUUGGGAAAAAGCUUGAGGAAUUGACAUAUAGAGUUGAGUCAUCUAAUUGCAAUAUCAUUUUAGAGGAGACCUCAAGUAGUCCUGCAUCAAGUCAGAAAACUUCAGAGCUCCCACUGGGUACAUUGACCACUACUACAUCAACAGGACAUCAUGAAAGACUACAGCUUUCAGAAGAAAUUGAAGAUCGAAAUGCUAGUGAAAGCAGCAGCGAGACUGCCGAAGAAUUAGAUUUGCAACAUCCUAGCCCACUUUCAACUCUCAAACUUGCUGCCAUGAGCGAGUGUUCUGCUGAUAGCAGAGAUAGUGGUACCAGCGGCACAAUGCAUUUGGCUCCUGAUGAAGAAGUGUUAAGCUCGUCGCCUGUAAUCGAGUCUUCCCAGAUCGUGGGAGAAACGGAUGGAAAGCUUCCAACUACGACAUCAAAAUCAACAGAUUUGAAAGAGUCAGCCAAUUCCGAUCUUGAUUAUGUGAAAAUGGUGCUAAAAGACUCUGAGCUAAAGUUCAUAGAAUAUACAUUGGGUCAGACCGAUAAUAUCGUGACCCUGAAUGCUUUCGGUGAGCUCGAGCAUUGGAAUGGAACCGAAGGACACAGUGUAGAUCACAGCAAGCUCGAACUAAAACUUUUACUCGAUUGCGUGAGUGAAUCCCUGGAGUCACGGUACGACCAAGUUUUUGUCGGAAGCUGCAAAGGAUGGGCUAAGUGGGGAUAA